UAACCUGGACAUUAGAUUGGUCAAACACUAUUUGACACUGGCAUGUUAAUUCAAAGUAAAAAAAAUAAAAUAGAAAUACUCAGUGAAUUUACACGUAACCUGCCUUAAUGUGUAUUUAAUUACAGUAUGCUUCUUGAGUAAAAGUAUGUAGUUACUUCCCACCACUGACAGGUGAUUUGACUCCACGGUGUCGCGCGGCACAGCCGGCGAGCUUUCAGCGAGCGCGCGCGUUCUGGGGUUUUACGUGCACGGGGGAUUAGGGCCGGUGAGAGUGAGCCAGGACAGCGAGACCACGAGCACAUCCUCGGCCGUUAGUCCUCUUUUGUCGUCGUAGAAGAAAUCCGAGAAAAUGUCUCCGUACCGGGAAACAAGCAGGAGAUAACGGCUGAAACUCGACCGUUGGAUGUGAAGUUUAAAAGUUUCUGACGGUUGAUAGUGAACUGCGGGGAUAAACCUCCGGGAGGGACAGGUGUCUUUCGUGCGUCUCCCCUCUUCAACCCCUAUAGGGGCUAGGAUUUUUACUUAAUUUGUUUUGUAUAAAGCUGGACUUUUCUGAGCCAUGUUGUGGACAAGUUGGCUCGUCCUGCUGCUCUGCUGGGGGGCCACCACCAGCGGCGAGCAGCAGGCGGAGGAGAGGGACGGGACCCCGGUGGAGGCCCGGGCGGAACCGCAGAGACAGCGGUCCCCUCCCCCUGUGGAGCCGUUGGAUUUUGGGUUUGUACCGGCUGCUGUUUACGAUACCCACGCUUACUUUGAGCCAGGACCUAUUGGGCUUCUCUUCCACAUGGUCCACGCUUUUCUCUACGUUGUUCAGCCGAACACCUUUCCUAAAGAUCUGAUUAUUAAAGUUAUUCAACAAAACAUGGGAGGAAUCAAAAUAGAAGAAUGGAGAAAGCCAGACAAUGUGGUGCUGUUACUACAGACGAUCUACUACGAGGCGGGUUUCCUCAUAUGUGCGACUAUCGGCAUCCUGUUCGUGGUCCUGGUGCCCAUCAUCGCCUUGUGUUUCUGUGUGUGUCGCUGCUGUGACAACUGCGGAGGGGAGAUGCACCAGAGACAAAGAAAAAACGUUGACUGUCAGAGAGGUUUCUACACCGCCUUGCUCGUCGCCACCUCCAUCUUCAUGUCUCUGGGAGUGUUCAUCGCCUAUGCUGCGAACCAUAAUGUCAGCGCCCAGAUUAAGAACACUCGGAGGUUAAUCAACACCAACAUGAGGGACCUUAAGACAUUUGCUAACAACACACCUACGCAAAUUGAAUACAUGACAGCCCAGUACACCACGGCAAAGAACAAAGUCCUGUCAGACCUUGACAACAUUGGACCUUUGCUUGGUGGGAGGAUCCACAGUCAGCUGGAGAGAGAGGUGGUGCCCUCACUGGACAAUGCGCUGCGGAUGGCAGGAGCUAAAGUUGAGAAUGCCAUCAAAGCCAUGCGGGAGACCAAAGAGGCUCUGGAGAACGUCAGCUCCUCUCUGGAGGUUCUCCAGGAGGGGACAGCAAAGCUUCAGGCCAGUCUAUCUGGGGAGCGGGCCUCUCUUUCCAACACUUUAUCAGACCCUGCCUGCACUAAUGGAGCUGUGUCGUCCACCUGUAACACCAUCCGAUCCACGCUCGCCCAGCUGGGAAUCAACUCUGACUACUCUAAGCUGCCAGAUGUUAAUCACGCCUUGGUCAAUGUCAAUACUGUCCUGAGAACAGACCUCAGCAACAUUGUACAAAAGGGUUACUCAUCCUUUAAUGAUACACCACAACUGGUUAAAGAACAAACUAAAAACAUUGUCUCAGCUCUACCUCGAGUGAAAGGCAUGUUGGAUAAGAUUGGCAUAGAGAUCAACGGCUUCUCCAAGAUGUUCCCAGUAGAAGCUUCUCUCACCAAUUUCACCGUUUUCCUCACCCAAGGACAGAAAAAUAUUGAGUCCUUUUACCCACAGAUUGACCAAAUGGACUUUUACAGGUGGGUCAGCUGUGUGGCAGUGCUCUGCAUGGUGGUCUUGGUCCUGGCCUUUAACACCCUCGGACUGCUGUGUGGCGUCUGCGGCUACGACGAGCAAGUUACACCAACAACACGAGGCUGCCUCUCAAACACCGGCGGCAACCUGCUAAUGGCUGGAGUUGGCUUCUCUUUUAUCUCCGUCUGGGUGCUGAUGGCCAUUGUGUCGACCUUGUUUGUUAUUGGAGGCAACGUGGAGAAGAUGGUGUGUGAACCCCUCGCUAACCGACAGCUAUUCAAGAUCAUAGACACUCCAUUCCUGGUUCAUCCCGCCAAGAAGAACUUCCUUCCUGGGAUGUUGUUUCAGAAUCCUAACAUUGAGUUGACUUUGGGAGGCAUGUACAGGGACUGCUAUGAGAACAACGGUCUGUACCAUUCUCUGCAGCUGGAGACGAUGUUCAACAUCAACUCCUUCCUCAACAGAACUGUGUACAACAAGGAUCUGGCCAAAGUGUUGGAGGGAGUGCAGGUGGACCUACAGGACGUCACGCUGCUGGAGCAGGCCGGCAGAGACAACCUCAUCAACUUCGCCAACUCUGGAAUCGGACAUAUCAACUAUGAAGCCUACCUGACUGAGUUAAACAAAGGAGUAACUAUCUCGGAUCUCCUGUCCUUCUCUACUGACCUGGAGGCUCAGGCAGACCAACUGCCCCGGGGUGCUCUGGAGAACGCACUGAAAGGACACGCCAGCAGUAUCAGACAGAUCCACAGGGAUCAAGUGGUUCCAAUGGAGCAAGCAAUGAAAUAUGUGAAAGCGCGGAGUACACUGAGUCAGAGCAUCAAGCAGCUGCAGAGGAUGUCCAACGACCUGACGGUUAAGGCCACGAAUAUCCUGAGUGCCAUCGAUGCAGCAGAAUACCUCAUCACUCAUAACGCCUCCCAUGUGGUCAAAAGGGAAACCAAAGGCUUCACAGAGAACUUGGUGGGAUACUUCAAACAGUACACAGCAUGGGUUAAACAUUCGUUGAGUUCAGAGGUGGCCCAGUGUAAACCCAUCAGUAACAUUGUGGACAGCAUGGAGAUUAUAGGCUGCAGCUUCAUAGUGGAUUCAGUGAACACAUUCUGGUUUGGUCUGGGAGGUUGCUGUGUCCUCCUGAUCCCCAGCAUCAUCGUUUCUGUCAAACUGGCAAAGUAUUACAGAAGGAUGGACACAGAAGAUGUCUUUGAAGAUAUGGGUAAUACAGGUAAUCAUGGGGAACAACUGUGUGGUAUCCAUGGAGACCUUGCUGUGGUCAGUAUCUCUCCCUAUCCCAACACUCUGACCCGGUUCCCUCGGGCCUCGGCUCCUCCGAGCUACGCCGACUGGGAAGGAUCGCCUUGAUGAGCGGACAAGAGGGCUGGAACUGAAAUUCCCCUCGAGGAUUUCUGGACAUUCCAGUUCUCUCCAUUCAGAUCUUAUAACACGUUGAAAGAUCAAAAGGAAGAACAACAAUUUGGAACUGUGUGGUGAGGCGUCCCACCCCCCAGUGCCCCUUCAAGCCACUGGACAAGGACCUCAGAUGCCAACCAACUGUAAUUUAUAAAGUGUUAUUUCAUUCACAUCAGCACCGCAGCCGUCCUUCUAGUGUUUCAUACUAUAGAUCAUCAACUAUCACAGAAAUGUUCCUGCAUAGCUAGUUUUUCCUGUAGAUAAUUCAUUUGUUUGUACCUACAUUAUCACCUUUACCAUGGUGACACAAGUGUACAUUUUUUUACACUUUCAAAACCUUUGAAAGUUUUAUAUACUUUUGUUAAUGUUUGUUUUAUAACACAUAAGUAGCUUUUUGUAGGGGUAGCUUUUUCUUUUCUUGGUCAAUAUUUGUAAUGUAGCUUACAGUUUUGACUCGACAAGUUGAAACGACCAAAGAAUCAUUGAUUCGCUUUCUUGUUGAGAGUUAGAUAAAAAGAUGGCACUCUCGUGUCUUUUAGUUAAAUACCAGGAUCCAGUAGGAAUAGCAAUCAAUAUCACCAUCAAUGAAACCACUAGCAUGAUGGAAGAACACAUUCAUUUUCAUGGUGGCUAUGUUCUGGACUCGGGGUUGGACUGAUCCAUUGCCCUGGCAGAGAACGCUGAGGUAGACGAAUAUGAGAUAUGAAGGGGGUCAUUGGAGUUUGCCCAUCCGGUCUACAUUGGUUUUACAGACUUUUCUGGUGAAGGCUCGCGAACGUGUCCCUCAACUUGUGUGUUCAGCUGGAAUAGAAAGCUGUGUCCAUAUGUUUGACACAAAGUCAAACCCGUUUCCAGUCCAGCCCUGCGAUUUAGAUCCUCCCCAAACUUGCUGUAAUGAGUGAGUUUCAGAGGAUGUGGUGUGUGGAGUUUGCUCCACUGGUCAGAGCAAGGCUAACAGUCAUUUAGCUAAGCUAACGUUGUCAAUGGUGUAGCUUCAGGGCUAGUAUACAGACAGGAUACUGAUAUUGAUCUUCUCAACUAACCUUCAGCAAGAAAGCGAAAAAAACGUUUUUGAAGGUGGAAACUGGAAGUUCUUGUUAAUUAUUUAAAACCUUGAGACAUCAGUCCAGAAUUAAUCAUGGUCCAUCAGGAUGUAAAGAGUUUCUAGCUUUUCAACAGACACGAGUUACAAACCCAGCAAGGUUUCAAGACAGCUAACAAACAAAAAUAUUGUGUCUCCAUUUUUUACCAGACCAUUAGAGACCACUAGUUGCUUGUGUUUUUUUUUUUCUUCACCAUUCUGGGGUUGGGAUAAUACAAAUCCCAGAAGCCUCUUUGGUGAAAGAGGCCUGUUUGAGGAACAAAGCGUACACACAAAUAUUAUAUUACAGCUGGAGUCUGUGGUGAAGGCGCGAAACUGUGAAUAAAGACUUCAGUCUUA
Molecule: messenger RNA, 4799 nt
Organism: Gymnodraco acuticeps
Lineage: Eukaryota; Metazoa; Chordata; Actinopteri; Perciformes; Bathydraconidae
Gene: prom1b
Product: prominin 1 b
Exons: 30
Coding region: 560-3310 (916 amino acids)
Cellular component (GO): cilium; cell surface; apical plasma membrane
Molecular function (GO): cholesterol binding
Source: RefSeq, a predicted model, not a curated record